AAUCGGUCUUAUUAUUCUUGGUCGGCGAAGCAUUACAACAGCGAAACUUGUUUAGCAACUGCAAGAAUCAUUUUAGAAAAAGGUCAACAUGAGUUCUAGUUCAGCUUUAUGGUUAUUGCUACUCUGGGGUAAGUUGAAAGCACGUGCACGUGACUUGAUGUUGUUAAUAUCAGAGCUUCCUUUUUUACCAAAGGUUAGACUAAGUUGGAUUAAAUUACGUGUUCCGCUCGUGAUCUUCAUAGUCACCUAUUAGGGACUGUGCAAAAAUUAUCAUGAGGGAGGGGCUGAAAAACUAGAGGCGGGGGCAUUACAUAAAAUUGCUGCCAAGAUCGGGGGGGUGCUCAAAGUAAAAUCAGUCAUUUGACGGAGGGGGGGUCUUAAGUUUUAUUCGAAAUGUAAAUAAAAUUAAACGCAAUAAAAGAUCUUAAUACAGGCAUCAUGAUAGACUGUAACAAAUAUCAAUACGAACAGCUGUUAAACGAUUAUUGAAAAUAUUCCAUCAAAAUGAAAAGCAAACUCACAACUGAUCAAUUUUAACCUGUCUUCUAAUUAAUUGAGCUGAUCCUAUGUAAAGCAAAAAUCAUGAACUUGUUUUUCAGCUUCCCCCAUAAAACAAUGGGAAUCAAACAGAUCUCGUAGACAAGCUUUGUCGGUUUUCGAUGUGAAUAAAAGUAAUGUUUCUUCAUCGACUGAAUCGAUUUGCUGAGUUCCAUAUAAUUAUAUCUGGCUCAUAACAAAGUUCAUCAGGCUUUCCUACCAAGGAUCUAAAUAUAAUGCAAGCUCUUUUUCGUCGGUUAUUUGAAGCGUUCAAUCUCCUGUUCUUUGUUUUUUUUUUUCUCUGCUCCUUUCUCUUUCUGGCUUCAGAAGUUUUGGAUUUUGAGCCAAUGUGGUAAGCUCCCCGGUACUUAGCAAAUGCUGUGUCUAAAUCUUGGGUGGGUGGUGGUGGGGGGGGGGGGGUGCGACGUUAUUUUUAACAUAACAGAGGGGGGUUAGAACUAUUUUUUUUUGGUUUUGGAGGGGGUACUGUGUAAGUUUUUGCUAGAUAAUUCUAGUUUUUCCCCCCUCCUGAUAAUUAUUGCACAGUCCCUUAUCUUCAGUCUUUUAACUAAAACAAGUAAGGCAGAUAUUAAAUAAAUGAGAUUAUAUUUUCACUUAACGAUUGACAAAGUUUUGGCUCAGGCAAAGAUCAUGCAAACAGAUAUGAAAGUACUUUCGAUUUAAGGUUGAUCUUUCUUUCGUUAGCAUAAUAUUUUCAAGCUUUCAUCGAAACAGUUUAUAGGUUAUUCAGUCUUUAAUUCUCUGUGAAUUUACAAAAAAUCAAACGAAUUUAUGAAAUAUAGCUACAAUAGAUUGAUCUGGGAGGGUUUUACAUGCAAAGGGGUCUUCAUGAAUCCAACUUUCUGAACUUUAGCGGGGCCUUUAGUGUCCGGAUGAAAGCGAUAACUAUUAGUAGCAGUUCUUUGCACAAAAUACUGACUAGUUUGAUAGUUCAAAACUUUUGUAUGUAAGAUGAAAGGUAUCGCUUUGCCGUUGCCUGAGAAUAGGUCAUGUACGGAAUGUCAGUACUAAUUAUCGUUGGGCCAUUUCCAGUGCCGGUCUACAGCAGUUUCAAUUAAGUACGCCCUGAAACAGACGGUUGUUAAGUGUUUUACUGAACGAUGUUGUCUAAAAUAAAAGCUGAUAAGAGCCUAUAUCUAAUAACUGUCGGAGACUCGCGAAGGCAGACUAGAGUAUACACUGACAGUUACGUAUUAAUAUGAUGUAUCUAAUUUAUUAUAUAUCGGUAUUGGUUUGCCUGUGAAAGUGAAAGUGUUACGUGGUUUCGUUAAAUUGUUAUUUUAAGCUCUCCCAACAGGAAAUUUGCUUCAUUACACAUCAGGUGGGAAUGAUGUUUUACAUGUUUCUCCGAUCGCAUGAAUCCCUCACUGAACGGGAACUUCCUGUCCGUAUUCUUUUCCCGAGAAGUUCCCUUUCCCGGCGCAUUUCCAGCAAAGUGUAAUCAUGGUAAUAGCUAGACUGUUCACAGGCCAGGCCCACUAUUGCGUUUUGUGCUACGGGCGGCCAUCUUGGAUGAGUUUCAAAUCAACUUAGGGGGAGGGGGACAGUUUGGGAGGAGGCGGGAAAAAUAACUGAAAAGACGUUUUUCUCGCCUACCUUCCCCGACACCCUUAGACACCCUUUAAAGUUAAUAUCAGAUCAUUUUUAUGACAUAUUUUUCAGGUUCUGCCAUAACACGGCAAGAGCGUUCCAUUAGAGGUGAUAUUCAGACGCUGGAUUGUGAUGCAAUCAAAAAGGACCCAAGCAAAUACUAUGAAAUGUAUUGGAGAGUAAAAGGAGCCGACGGAGACAUCGGUUACUGUAACAGAGACAGGAAAUGUUGGAAAACGAAAAGUAAGCUUCUGGAAGACAAGAGGAUUCAGGUUGUAAGCAUUUCCAGUGGCAACUUGACCAUAAACCGCACUUUGCCACAGAAAACCACGGAUCACAAUGUGACCAUUGCAUGUGAAGUGCACACAACUGACAACAAAAUCCAUAUAUCUGAAGUCACGAUCGAGAGUAAGUAAGACUAUACACAGAAUUUUUAAUAAUGAUGAUGAUGAUAAUGAUAAUGAUAAUGAUAAUGAUAAUGGUAAUAACAAUAACAAUAACAAUAACAAUAACAAUAAUGAUUGGUAAAAUGAUGUCACAGGAUUGUCAUCGAGGUAAAGGGAACUUAAGCUUGGCUUGGGUGGAUGUUAAGAAGGCCUAUGACUAUCCGUUGAUCACAAGUGGCUAAACGAGAUUAUGGAAUUACACCGGUUCCCCAGCUAGCUCUGUGGGGCGAUCCGGAACCUCUUUGCAAACUAGAAUACCAGAAUCGCAGUUCCUACAAAGCAGGGGAAUGAGACUUCCUCGACCAUCAGAUUCAGUGAGAGUCUGCCCGAGGGAAAGGCACUUUGCCCGCGUCUCGUCACUUUAUGUCUAAAACCCGGUUACCUGGAAACUAAAUGUUACCUAGGGGUAUAGGCUUUCUACGCUUAUAGGGACUAAGGUGACCCCCUUGCUGUAUGUAGACGCCUUAAAGUGUUCGCUUCAUCAGAGAGCAAGCUGAGCAGGGUACAACGAUCAACCAGUGCCAGUAUGCAGGAUAGGUUAAUACUGAUCUCCAUCUCCAAAAUGACGUUGACACAUCAUGAUUCACAAAAGUAAUUCUCUACAAUGGGAGGAACCGCUUUGACUACCAAUACUGAUUAGGGUUAAGCCCUGAGAAUAGUAUUGUAUUUUUCCUCAAAAAGAAAUAAUUUACAUUAUAAUGAUACUUUUUGCGGCUUAGUCCAUUCCUUUUCUUCGUGCUGUAUACUGUUCAUAUGUAUUACAUGUAUUGUUCAUCGAAGUCAUUCAUUGAACAUUUGGCUAUAGCUAGUCCAGGAAUUUUUUCGUCUUGAUAUAUCCUUUGCAAAAGGCUCAACCUCGGGUUCAAGAUAUUCUUUAAAACAUCGAUUCUUAUAAAAGACCAUGAACUGCCGCUGGGCUUAACAAAGUCAAACUGUGUUCUGCGCGAGGGUGUGUUGUCAGUUAUUUCAUUAAAACCUCGAUUCUUAUAGAAUAUGCAGUGGUUCUUUUGUAUAAAGAAAAAACCCUGAUUAAAGAAACUUUACAUGUAAAUAAAAUCUGAUAUUUCGUUACAAAUAUAUUCCAAAACGAGAGCAAUCAAAUGCACCCUCCGCUGGUCACAAGUCUGAAAUGCACUCUUCAUUCUGUCCUAUAAAGAGAAGUAACAUACUGAAUCUAUGAUUGUUAAUUUUAGGCCCACAAGCAAGGUCUCCUAAGGUAAGUAGUUCUAACAUUUUUUUUUUCUCUAAAUCUUUAAUUUUCAUAGUGAUGCCGACUCAACAAAAUUUUAAUAUGCAUACUACAAAAAAGUGUCAAGCCAUUUAAGCCACAUGUGUUCGCUUUCAAUGAGAGCUUGGGAAGUAUUGGUAUUGGUAAUCUAGCGAAAGGUAGGAUAUAAUUACAGGCUUAACUUCUUAACUUUGAAACAAAGAGAAUUCAAACCUUAGAAAAUGCAUUCAGUAGUCAAGACACCAUUCCAAGACUUUAUUCCAAAAAUCAGCCAAAUCGAUGAGGUACCCGGUGUCAGGCCAAAGUUCGAAUUUUACAGAAAAUCACUCUUAACACUUACACCUACCGUUCCGCAUAGGUUACUGAUUUGGUUUAAGCCUUUAAGCGUAAACAAAGUUUUUUCCCAAGCAGGGACGUCCAAAUCCAUGGAAGUUUACGAAGUAGAUUUUUUUUCCUUAUAGAAACCUUUGGCGCAACUUUCAGGGACCUUGUCGGAGGCUCGCAACUUCUCUGCAGAUACAUGUAAGAUUUGAGCGUUAAAAUACCUGACAACUGUUAUUAACAGCUAACCGUUUAAAGGGGCUACGUCGCGAGGAUAUAUUGCUGUAAAGUUCAGUGCGUUUACCCAUACACAAAAAGCUCUUUUAGAGUUAGGAAUUUCAUCAGGGAGCACUAAUUACGAUCGUUUUAGGGUGAUUUUUGCAUAAUAGCAUUAAAACGUUAUUUCAAGUUUCAAGCCAUGUUUAUACGCUUGUCAUCCAUAAAAUAAAAACAGACGAUAGGACACAGUUCCAAUGCGUAAAUAUAGUCUUAAAAGACAAAUCUGGACCAUUAGUACUUAUGCAAUUCGAUUGAUGCGAAACCUGAUCGUUUCAGAUUUUCAACUGAGAGAUGGAAAAUAGCACAACUUAGCCCCUUUAACAGGGUCACCCAACGACGGUUUCCUCCUAAAUGCAUUGAAAACACUUUUUCGCUUAUCCAGUGUACUUUCAAAUCUCUAGAAAUGCAUUCUAAGCGGCGCUAUAAAAGUUUUAUUUGUUCGGUCGUCCUAGGGCAACUUGAAUCUUUUCGGUAUUACUUAGGCCUCAGUAUGAUUUUCCCGAAAAUUUUAGAUGCAACUUUAGGUUUUACAAAAGUGAGAAUUUUUCUGAUUCCUGUCUCCAUCGCAUUUUCGAAUCCAAAAAUUUUGGAUUUCCUUUUUCUACGAAAAAUAGGCUAACUUGGGGACUGAAAUGCGAAAAACUUAACUUUAGAAAAUCGUAGGGAAUUUAUUAGAUAAGCGACGAAAACUGUACAUGAAUGGAACGGCCAUCUAGAAAUUUUUAGCCUUCCUCAAGUAAUAGAAAAUUGUAGGCAAUUUUUGCUUCUCCGAACAGAUAUUUUACAGAAAACAGUCGUUGGGUGCCCGUGCUUUAAGCCCUGGUUAACAUGCAGUUUGAACAUAUUUUAAUCUUUUAGUUACCUUUUUUUGCUAGGGCUGUCUGACCUUGAGAAAGAUGAAGCAUUUAAAGGUUUCAAGUCUGAACAGGGGCUAUUGGAAAUAAAUCAACGUGGUGCCUAUUACAUCUAUGCCCAAGUGUUUUUUGAAAUCUACCAAGACGGCCCUGAAUAUCACAACCGUGUGGCAAUAACUGUAAAUGAAGAACCGUUUGCCUUGAUGCAAACAGGGCCCGGAAACAAAGCUGAAAAUGGCAGCGUUUACACAGGUGGAGUUAUCCGGCUGAAAAAGGGCGAUAAGAUCGGCUUGAAAACCGUUUACGAAAGCAGGUUGUGGCUGUCAGCUAAUCAUACCUUCCUCGGUGCAUAUAAAAUUGGAAGGUAUUAA
This is a messenger RNA of Porites lobata, 5647 nucleotides long. The record is from the annotation of a GenBank genome assembly. Lineage: Eukaryota; Metazoa; Cnidaria; Anthozoa; Scleractinia; Poritidae.